AUGGCGGUCGCAGGACACGAGUCGUCGAACGUGGGCGACGGAAACUCGCCUUACCUCACGAGCUUCCCCAAGCGGACGCGGGACGGCUGGUUCAAGUCCGACGACCCGGACCUGACCGUCACGUGUAAGCCGUUGGCCGGCGUCAACGUUUAUCUAUACGGCAGCACUAACUGCAGGAUCGUGGGUACGAGAGGUAACUACGAGUGGACUUUCAGGAUCUUUACGACAGGCGGCCAAGAGUUGCAGAAUGUGGCCUUGAUAUCUGAUGAUCAUCGAGCCAACUUCUUCCUGAAGUCAGUGCAAGACAAGGACGGCGUAGAGAUCGGCGAGACGAACGGCCAGGAGUGGCAGUGGAGACCCUACCCGAGUGAUCUUCGAGAGGACAAGAGACGAUACCUGGUGACAGUCAGUUUCAGUGCCAAGAGACACGGCACGUAUCGACAAGACAUAGUCUUCGGCUUCCUCAAUUGGCCGGUGUACCUUCAGAGAAUCUGCGCGGAUUAUUUGCCCACCGAAGACUACGAGCGAAUACAGAGAGCGACGAAUUAUCAGCAUUCGCAGAUUCCGUCGAGAUGGGAGAAGCCGUACGCGUUCUUCUCGCCCUUCAUUUCGCACGGCAAUCCGCGAGAGAUGAAGAUGUCGCAAAUCUACCCAUACCCGGAUCGGCAGAAUUUUGCCCUCACGCAGAACACGCUGUCGGACAGUCGGCUAACACCAGGAAACUACCGGGGUCGGAUGCACGAGAUGAUCACUCUCGAGGAGAUUGCCCGGCAUGAGCAGCUCUCGAGAUACAACCAGAUCUCGUGGCUACGUCUCAUGUCGCAUUACGUGCUGUUCAACAGCGACGGUUCCACUAUCGCCAAAUACACGCCGCCGGGUGAACUCUUCGCUCAGAUUCCACUCAGCAGGGACAUCUUGGAGGAUACGCAGAGCGGCAGACUUCUACAGCGCAGUUGUAAUAGCGUUCUACUCAAGUUGUGGCAGAAAAAAACCAAGUAUGACGUUUUCGAAGCGCACAUCGAAGAUAAGAGCUCGCACUCGAUAUACGUCAGACUGAGCAAAGAAUGCGUGACCUUUUGGGAUUUGGAGGCGCACAACGAGCUCGAGGUCGAAGUACAAUUCGUGUUGAGCCGUCUGAACUUUUGCGAGUGGCAUUUGGCGGUGGAUAGUCUCGAGGACAUGGAUCUGGUGUUCCUGAUGGAUGGAACAUACCGUAAGAUCGAUAACGAAAUUAUCCGCGACUUCAUGCAGGUUGACAGUGAUAAUCUGAGUAUCCUCUCUAGUCUACUGUUGAAUUCGCCACUCAAUGACGAACAGAAGCAAGUGGUCACCGCGAUAACGUUGUCGAUCAAAGCUUCUUCACCCCCAGUCCUUUUGCUAGGACCAUUCGGCACGGGGAAAACAUUUACCAUAGCGCACUUGCUGCGUAUGCUCGUACAAAAUACGAACAAUCGGAUACUUCUGUGUACGCACAGCAACAGCGCCGCCGAUCUUUAUAUCAAGGAGUUCUUUCAUAUCUGGUACAACAAGGAUAAACACUCCAGACUCAAGCCCGUUCGGAUAUAUUACAAAUUGCGUGCAUUAAACACGGUGCAUCCGACGGUUCAGCAAUACUGCCUAAUGGACGAGCACAGUCGUUUCCGCGAUCCGGUUGCGGCAGAUCUACAAGAUUGCGGCCUAAUAGUGACUACACUGGCAACAUCUAGUUGUCUAUUGAGUCUCAAAUUAUCUCCGACUCACAUAGUCAUUGACGAGGCUGCUCAGGCCAUGGAAUGCGAGGCACUGAUAGCUCUGACUCUGGCGAACCGAGAGACUCGUCUGCUUCUAGCGGGCGAUCAGAUGCAACUCGCGCCGGAAAUCUACAGUGUCCUAGCGAACGAGCGAGGAUUGGGCGUUAGCCUUCUCGAGAGAAUGUACGCGUACUAUCCACCGGAGCAUCCAUGUCGGAUACAUCUGUGUCAGAACUAUCGCGCGCACGCGGAUAUAAUCAAGUACACGUCUGAAACGUUCUAUGACGGGAUAGUUAAACCUGCCAACUUGCAACUGCUCAAGCAUCCCCACAUGAAACCGCUGAUAUUUUAUGCCGUUAAUGGCGUAGAAGAACAGGCUGAAUGUUCCACGGGAUAUCACCAUGCCACGGAGGCGGAAGAGCUAGCGAAUCGUGUCCUGGAAUUGAGGAGAGCAUGGCCGACGCAACAAUGGGGCCCAUACAACGAAGGCUCUAUUGGAGUCUUGUCGUACUAUCCUGAGCAAGUACAACGAUUGCGAAUCGAAUUGCGCAAGCGUCUGCUCUUCGACGUGUCUGUCGAGAGGGUGUUAAACGUCCAAGGCAAGCAAUUCACCGCAGUUUUCAUUAGUACAGUCCGGACGAGGAUAUCCGACAGAUCGUCCGCGGAGGUGAAAAUCAAGGACUAUGGCUUUUUAACGGAUCCACGUUUAUUAAAUACCGCGCUGACGAGGGCGAAAUGUUUCGUGGCGGUCGUAGGCGAUCCGGUCGCUCUCCUCACUAUAGGUUGCUGCAAAGAUCUUUGGAGGAAAUAUCUCGAAGCGGCCGAUCUGUUCGGGAUGGACCGAAAAGAAUUACAAACGCAUCUGAAUCAGGUUUCGAAAAUUCAAAUAUCGCCUUUAAAUCCGCAUGCGAGGGAAUUUUUCCCCAGAGCGACGCCGCCUCUGUGUUUCGUCCAGUAUAUUCAAGUGCCGAUUUGGUAUCCGAUGAUUUACCCUCCCUCGCAACGGCCAAUGUGAUGAAGCCGGGACGCGAAAUGCAAGAUUUUUAUCGAUCAUUUCGGGACAUUCGCUCCAAGAAUCUCAAAACUAUUUCGCUGUUACGAUCGUCAGCAUUUCCUUCGAUCGUAUCGAUCGCCGCAAGAUGAAAACUAUAUUAAGCUUUUUAUACACUUGCAUUGAAUCUACAGUUUUUUAUUUGUAUGGUGGUAUGAGUGUCUAUAAUGUAUAAAUCGUAAUUUGUAUUAUUUAUUAAGAUGUAUAUUAAGAUAUAGAUCAUAUAAGCACAUUUCAUUAAUUGUAGUAUAAAUAAUAUCUCUUUAUUUUUUGAUGUGAGAAUGAAUUAUCUAUUGAUAAACUGUUAAGAAAAUAUAUGUGAAUCAUACCUCGAAUGUAUUUCACAAUGAUUUAUUGAGUCUUUUAGAAUUCUUAUUUGUUUUAUAUAGAUUUUUAAGCACCAUAGACACAUAAUUUUAUGUAUACACGUACAGACAGAGCGAGAAUUCUAUGAUCAAUAUUUUGUAUUUAGAUUUUUUUAGGUUGAAUAUCUUCGAUUGUAAGACAGUGUAUUUCUAAAUAAAAAUAUAAUAGAGAGAUAUAUAGAUAUAUAUACAUAUUUUAUGUAACUUUAUUCUUAUUUGAGAAGAAUAAAAAUAUAAUUUUUCGUAGAAA
Molecule: messenger RNA, 3396 nt
Organism: Solenopsis invicta (red fire ant)
Lineage: Eukaryota; Metazoa; Arthropoda; Insecta; Hymenoptera; Formicidae
Gene: Helz
Product: probable helicase with zinc finger domain
Exons: 6
Coding region: 1-2745 (914 amino acids)
Biological process (GO): regulatory ncRNA-mediated post-transcriptional gene silencing
Cellular component (GO): P granule; cytosol
Molecular function (GO): helicase activity
Source: RefSeq, a predicted model, not a curated record